AUGCAGUGGUGGCGCACGAAUGGGAAGGUCGUGUGCGGCGCGUGGAUAGGCGUCGAGUGCGACACCAAGGGGAACGUCGUCUCCGUCACGGCUUACAACGUGAUUACCAUACCGGGUCUCCUCCCCAGCAGCUUCUCCAAGCUCAAAACCCUAACCUACCUCGAUCUCUCCUCCAACCGCCUCAAUGCGUCACUAGACCAAUUCGCCCGGCCUCUGCUGCACCUCCCGAACCUCCGCGUUCUGAGUCUGAACAACAAUAAGCUCUGGGGAUCUGUGCCCUCCUACCUGCUUCUGCGGCCCAAGCUGCAAAAACUGUGA
Messenger RNA from Closterium sp. Yama58-4, 318 nucleotides. The record is from the annotation of a GenBank genome assembly. NCBI's taxonomy places the organism in Eukaryota, Viridiplantae, Streptophyta, Zygnematophyceae, Desmidiales, Closteriaceae.